Erinaceus europaeus (western European hedgehog) is the source of this 2682-nucleotide messenger RNA. RefSeq names its product oviductal glycoprotein 1 (gene OVGP1). The record is from RefSeq and is a predicted model, not a curated record. Gene Ontology annotation, biological process: carbohydrate metabolic process; chitin catabolic process. The coding region runs from base 467 to 2314 and encodes 615 amino acids. NCBI's taxonomy places the organism in Eukaryota, Metazoa, Chordata, Mammalia, Eulipotyphla, Erinaceidae. Gene Ontology annotation, cellular component: extracellular region. The transcript has 11 exons. Gene Ontology annotation, molecular function: chitinase activity; chitin binding.
GGGGGUCUCCUCGGCGUGAGCCCUGAGCCCGGGGAUUGUAAACAUUGGGGGCUGUCAGCGGCCUCCCUCGGCUCUCCUCUGAGGCCGCCUCGCGCCGCUGCUCCCCCCGAAGCAGCACCCCACAGCUACAGAACCAGCCCCGCCGCGCCGCGCAGGGCCUCCUCUGCCCGCGUCCCUGCGGGGCUGCGCACCCACCAGCCAAGGCGCCAUGGCCGCGGCGCUGGGCUGUGGGCGCAGGGCGGGGCGGCGCGGAGGCUGUGCGGGCUCUGAGAACUGGAGCUAAGCUGGAGAAGGGAGGACAGGGGGUGCUGGGUCACGGUGACUGGGCAGUAGCCCAUUAAUCACCGGGCCUGCUCUUUGUGUGCCCGCAGCUGGGCUGGGCUGGCCUUGUCCGGAGCCGCACCUGGACAAGCUCAUAUAAAGGGGGGCUCCAUCUCGGGCCUCACAGCCGCUCUCGACCAUCGAGAUGAGGAGGCUGUUGCUGUGGGCUGGGCUGCUACUUCUGCUGAGCCCUGGCAAUGGUAAGGAAGCUGUGUUCCCCCUGUCCAGAGUCCAGGUGCUUACAUCUGAGAAGGGCAAUGCUACCUACAAAUUGGUGUGUUAUUACACUGAGUGGGCACGGGUUCGAGUUGGUCUGUCCUCAGUCUUGCCUAGUGACCUGGAUGCCACUCUCUGCACUCACAUGAUAUUAGCCUUUGCCUCCAUGGACAAUAAUCAGCUUGUUGGCAAGAAUCCCGAGGAUGAGGAGACUCUCUACCCAGAAUUCAACAAGCUCAAGGAGAAGAACAAGGAGCUGAAGACAUUGCUGUCCAUUGGGGGCUGGAACUUUGGCACAACCAGGUUCACCACGAUGUUGUCUGCACAGGACACCCGGGAAAUAUUCAUUGAUUCAGCUAUCAAGCUCCUAAGGAAAUAUGAUUUUGAUGGUUUGGACCUUACCUUCUUAUACCCUGGACUAAGAGGUAGCCCUGAGAGUGAUCGAGAGAACCUUUUGCUCUUGGUUGAGGAGCUCUUGGCAGCCUUUCAGAAGGAGUCACUGGUUAUCUCACGCCCAAGGCUGCUGCUUUCUGCUGCUGUCUCUGGAGACCCCAAAAUCAUUGAAAAAGCCUAUGAUGUGCCUAAUCUGGGAAGAUUCUUGGAUUUCAUCAGUGUCUUAUCUUAUGACUUACAUGGAAGCUGGGAAAAGGUAACAGGACACAAUAGCCCCCUCUUCUCUCUGCCUGGAGACACCAAAUCUACGGCAUUUUGUAUGGCUUACUGGAAGAGCCUUGGGGCCCCAGCAGAGAAGCUCAUCAUGGGGCUUCCAACCUACGGACGUAGCUUCCGCCUCCUUGAAGCCUCUGAGAAUGGGUUGCAGGCCAACGCUGUGGGCCCAGCAACUCCAGGGAAGUACACAAAGCAUCCUGGCUUCUUGGCUUAUUAUGAGAUUUGCCCCUUUCUCCGGAGAGCAACAAAGCGCUGGAUUGGUUUUCAGUAUGUUCCAUAUGCCUACAAGGGGAUGGAAUGGGUUGGCUACGAUAAUGCCAUCAGCUUCAGUUACAAGGCAUCAUUCAUCAAGAAAGGGCAUUUUGGAGGGGCCAUGGUGUGGACAUUGGACCUGGAUGACUUCAAGGGCACUUUCUGUGGUGCCGGCCAGUUCCCUCUUAUACACACGUUGAAUAGCAUCCUGUUGAAGCCCAAUAUCAAAGCAUCUCCUUCACCAAGAUCUCAGCUCUCAUCUUCUGUGAAUUAUUUAAGAGCUAGCCCUGGAAGGCAUAUGGUAACAGCUCAUUUAGGGAGUUUGAGUCCAAGAAAAGAGGCUCUGGCCACUAAGGCCCAUAGACAGAGUAAAGAUAUGACUUCCAUCUACAGAGGUCAAAGUGUGGCCCCUACUUCUUUUGAGAAGCAGUCUGUGGUUCUGAAUGAGAAGACUGAGAUGCCCACAGAGAUGAUGACCCUUGGAAAUGACCAGUCUCUGACCCCUGGAGGGAUAUCUAUGUCCUCUGUAGAACUUCCGACUUUGACUUUUGGUGGGACAACUAUGGCUUCCAGAGAAGAUCAGUCUGUGACCCCUGGAGAAACAUCUAUGUCUUCUGAUGAGCUUGAGACUAUGAUCCUUGGUGGGACAACUGUGAACUCAGUGAACCCUCGGUCUUUGAGCCCUAGAGAGAUGCCCAUGAGCUUCCCACCUCUUUGGAGUAAGAUUCCUAGGAACAUAUUGUCCCUGAGAAAUAAAACUGUAGCCUAUCCGAAGGUGACUCCCCACUCCAGAAAGAAGGCUGUCACCCAUAAUGAGCAGACAAAGACUCUAAGAAGAGAGGAUUUUGAGUACUAAACUGGACACUGAUUUUGAUGACUUACUUUGGCCCUCAGAUGGAAGCUGACAAUAGGAUGCUGCCCUCUGGCCCUGCCAUCCCAGGAUGCACUUCUGUGCUUUUGAUAACAAUGGAACUAAUUCCUCUGUCAACUUAAAGACCCAACAAACCCCUUCUCUCUGUGAAGAAAGAAAACAUAGGAACUCUGUUGUGGAUCAAGGGACCUAAACUCUGUUGGUGACAGAAGUUGGGGGGAAGCCCUUUCUUCAUGGUCCCCUAAAGCUGUCCAUGUCCAGUCACUUAUAAACUGUUCAUGGGACAAAAUAGGGCACAAAGCACAGUGAGUUCAUCUAUUUUCUGUUGAAUAAACUGGAUAUGCAAAAACUUC